UCCCUCUCUCUCUCUCUCUCCUCGCCCCGCCUCGUCUUGCCCAUCUGCCCUUCCGGCCGGCCGAAACAUGUCGCACCCCUCUGAUCGCUCCCCCAGUCGCGAGGAGUUCCCGUCGAGAUCGUCGGCUGCGACGACCUUCGGCGAGUCCACCAGCGCCGAUGACGCCAGCUACCGGCCGGCCCCCACGCAAGACCCCUACGCCGGCCGUGGGUCGAUUGCCGCGCCAGCCGCCGCCGCCGCCGCCGCCGCCGCCGAGAAGCCCAAGAAAGUCCCCGGGAAUGUCCUUGUCCUGAAGCUGGCCGAGCUGAUGUUCGAGGCGCGCAACCAGGAUCUCCUGGACUUUUCUCAAGGCAAGCCGUCCAUGCGCAAGCUGGCCCUCUGGCCCCAGGUGGAGAAGGCCCUGAACUCGCAAAAUCUCCACAAGUACUUGAUCUCCAAGGACUUCUUGACCGCCUGCGGGACCUGGCUGGAGCGCCUACACGAUGGGACCUUGCCGAAUCUGGAAAUCCGCACCGGUAUCCUCAAGGGCCUGCUCAGUAUCGACGCUCUGCCGGACAAUUUUGAGGACCAAAUCGCCGGCGAGGAGAUCGGCUUCAACAUCCAUGUUCUGGUAUACCACCCGCAUGAGCUGGCCGAGAACCGCAACCUCGCGCAGCGUCUCAUCUUCAAGUGGGCGGCCCAUGUGCAGGAGGUCCGCAACAAGAAGGACUCCAGCGAGGAGGAGGAUGACAGUGACAUCCAUGCCGACAUCAACCAGAAGGUCUUGCGUUUGAAUGCGCUGCAGGCGCGGAGUGCCUCGCGCGUGGCGGCCGCCGCGGCCGCCGGCCGCUCGGCGCCCCCUGCUCCUGGGGCCGACGAGGACGAAACCCUCGAGCGCCAGGUCGACCCAUCCGAGCGCGCGCGCUUCGAGCCGGCCCCGCUACACCUGUUCGUCAACAAGCCCGACUCCAAGAUGCCCUACGAGAAGUACCUGGAAAUCGUCAAGAAGAACAACCGCAAGCGGCCGAACUGA
Fonticula alba is the source of this 1012-nucleotide messenger RNA. RefSeq lists its product as hypothetical. The transcript is spliced from 6 exons. Gene Ontology annotation, biological process: poly(A)+ mRNA export from nucleus. Gene Ontology annotation, cellular component: nucleus. The record is from RefSeq and is a predicted model, not a curated record. The coding region runs from base 68 to 1012 and encodes 314 amino acids. Lineage: Eukaryota; Rotosphaerida; Fonticulaceae.